This is a messenger RNA of Camellia sinensis, 2322 nucleotides long. RefSeq names its product transcription factor AS1. NCBI's taxonomy places the organism in Eukaryota, Viridiplantae, Streptophyta, Magnoliopsida, Ericales, Theaceae. The record is from RefSeq and is a predicted model, not a curated record.
GAGUUCGCCUGGGGUUCAUAUAAAGUCAGGGCCGGACGUGGAAAGCCUAGGACCGUAUUGAUAGAUUCUGUUGAAAUCCUGUUGUGUUGAUUAAAUUUUGAUUUAUGCUGUGAUUUCAAAUUUAGCAACAAGGAAAAUAUUUUCAGCAAUACUAGGUAUCAUGAAACAAAUUUCAUGAAAAUGAUCAUGAAAGAUUUGUGACCUUUGGAUUACAUUUAGAAUAAAGCACUACACACUAAUUAAGGUAAAUUAAGGGUCAUAAAUCUUUCAUAAUCAUUUUCAUAAAAAAAAUUUCAUGAUCCCAAACAUUUCUUAAAUAUUUUUGAUGAUUUGUUUGUAAGUACUGGAUGAUGUUACCUUACAUGAUGUAAUGUCUGUUGCUGUCUCGCACACACCAAUUUGUACAUUGCUGGACAGAACUAAGUUGUUGUAUUAUUAUGUUGAGCUGGUACCAAGGCUCACCUCCUUGAUUGGUUCUUCCAAAGUGAUGGACCCCGAGUAGAAGAGUAGAAGAGGAGGUGAUGUUCACACACCAUUAUGGUGGGUGAACAAAAUUGGCCUCGCUUUCUACUGUUUCGGUACAGUGUUCUUCUUGUAUGAUUAUUGCUGUACCUUCAGUUGUGGUACUGAUUAUUGAGUUCCUUUCUUGUUAAAGAAAGCUAAGCAUCAUCUUUUAAUCAGCUAGUUCAAUCCGAAGGUCUAUUGUCAAACCUGGCUGCUUGUCCAAUAUGUGGCAAAGAGGGCAGUGAAAGCAAUAAUUCAUUUGAUGAUGGUGUGUUGCCUGUCUUUUGAUAUGUAUGAUCCUUUAAAAUAGUUCCAAGGAAUCGGAGAUCUCCACUAAGUUAAUUGCCUGUUGAAAUUCAUCAUUGUCCCAUCAAUGGACUGAUACAUUAUGAAGAGUUGGAAGCAAUGGGAAGUGGUGUUUACACCUGGAAAUGAAGGAGAGGCAGCGCUGGCGACCUGAAGAGGAUGCUCUGUUGCAUGCAUACGUGAAACAGUAUGGACCAAGGGAGUGGAACCUCAUAUCACAGCGCAUGAACACAACCCUCGACAGGGAUGCGAAAUCCUGCUUGGAAAGGUGGAAGAACUAUCUCAAACCUGGCAUAAAAAAGGGAUCCCUAACCGAAGAAGAGCAGCGCCUUGUCAUCCGUCUUCAGGCCAACCACGGCAACAAAUGGAAAAAAAUUGCAGCUGAAGUCCCCGGCCGAACCGCCAAGCGACUUGGGAAGUGGUGGGAAGUUUUUAAGGAGAAGCAACAGAGAGAACAGAAGGAGAAUAACAAGGUCAUAGACCUGGUUGAGGACGGCAAGUACGACCUGAUUCUCGAGACCUUUGCUGAGAAACUGGUGAAAGAGCGCCCUGGCCCAACAUUUCUCAUGGCGACUUCCAAUGGGGGUGCACCACCAAAUUUACUUCCUCCAUGGCUUUCUAAUUCUAAUGCCCCUUCCAAUGUUAGGCCACCGUCCCCUUCUGUAACACUCUCUCUCUCACCCGCGACAGUUCCUCCCUCGCCAGCGAUUCCUUGGCUGCAGCCCGAUAGGGGACCCAACAAUGGCGCUCAUGUUGUGGGAACUUUACCACCUCGUGGUGGAGAGAACAUGCUGAUUUCUGACCUAACAGAAUGCUGCAAAGAUUUGGAAGAAGGGCAUCGAGCUUUGGCAGCGCAUAAAAAGGAAGCGGCGUGGAGGUUGAAAAGAGUGGAGCUGCAGCUGGAAUCAGAGAAGGCAAGUCGGAGGAGGGAGAAAACGGAGGAAAUUGAGUCGAAGGUGAGGGCUCUCAAAGAAGAACAGAAGGCUGCACUGGACAGGAUUGAAGCUGAAUACAGAGAACAGUUAGCAGGACUGAGAAGGGAUGCAGAAGCCAAGGAGCAGAAAUUAGCCGAGCAGUGGGCUGCGAAACACCUCCGGCUUACCAAGUUUCUCGAGCAGAUGGGUUGCUGGCCAAGGCUUGCCGAGCAUAAUGGUCGGUGAGGAGAUUUGCCAUUUAUAAAAUGGUUAUCAAAAUCACAAUCCGGAUCAUAUAAUAAAUUGCAAAAAUGAUCUAAAUUGUUGUAGAAUCGGUGUUAUAGCAAGAUCACAAGUAGGAUUGUGUGGGAUCGUAGGAAUUGUAGUAGGAUCACUUGGGUCGCGAUUUUUUAAACGUAGAAUCUUAUGAAUCUCAAUCCAAUCCACAACUUUCUCACCGAUCCUAUGUCAGAUCCUGAUUUUAUUAACCAUGAUUCAUGGUAGGCAUGGUUGUAUCAGGACUGGGCUUUUGCACUGCCCUUGUGUUUUUCUCAAUCUUGCAAUUUUUAUUUUACUAAUAUAAGAACAUUUUUGUGUU